Trichogramma pretiosum is the source of this 1438-nucleotide messenger RNA. RefSeq lists its product as uncharacterized. The transcript has 4 exons. The record is from RefSeq and is a predicted model, not a curated record. Bases 123 to 848 code for a protein of 241 amino acids. NCBI's taxonomy places the organism in Eukaryota, Metazoa, Arthropoda, Insecta, Hymenoptera, Trichogrammatidae.
GAUCACUUGACAAGUAUAUACUCCUCGUUGUCCCGUGUUUUGAAACAGUGCAAAAGUGUGUAUAGUUUUUAUGGAACAAUUUUGUGUCGUCGUCGUCGUCUUUGUACUAAACAAAUAUCAAGAUGAAUCCAAGGUCGCAGAUGGCAGCGAAGCUAUACCUUACUUUCCUACUGAUAAUUGUAUACAUCUUCACAUGUGAUGCCGACAGACUGCCAAAAGUCAAUAAAUAUUUGGAAGUUGAAGAUUUAACUUCGGGCGCAGAGAUAGAGAGGAAGAAAAAUUACGAGGCCAACGAUAAAUUGUCCGAUGUACAACCAUUAGGAGUUUUAUACAAUUACAGGAGAAUACCAAGAAGUCCCCAGAGCGAUGCAGAAAUUUCGGCAAAAAGCUCGGCAAAAAGCUCGGUAAAAAGUCAAGUAACGGGCAAAAAAGCUCGUAAAGUUGAAAAAAAGCCGCAGAGACCUGGAUUUUUAUGGACCAUAGCUAAAUCUACUUUCGAGACUUUCAACGAUACCAGAUCAGCCAUAAGUCAAAUUCGCGGUGUGCUCAAUAACGCCAUCGACUUCGAUGGUGCGAACAAACCGAAAAAGACGAGUGGAAAAUCAACGAACGGCAGCCAAGGCAAAGAAAAAAAAGAAGGAGAAGAAGAGGAAAUGAAAAAAACUGACCCAAGCGUCAUAAUGGGUAUUAUUAGAAGAAAUGUGAAGGGCCUGGUCCGCUUGUUUGGAAUCGAAUGGAGGGACGCCAUGGAACAAUCGAAGAAAAACGCCGCAGAGUUCAGAAGGGAGCUUGGCAACUCGAUCGGUGGAUUUCUGCAAGAUAACCCGAAGAAUUAUCCGAAGAACUGAAACGACUGACGUUUUACAUUCUGAUUUUGCUGAUUUGCUCAUCGCUGAUUGUGGAAAAUUUCAAUAGGUGUACUUUAUGUUUUAUGGUAUAAAGGAAUCCGUGUUUGUCUUCAUAAAUUGCCAAAGACUUUAGUGGAAAAAUAAAAGGCUGAAUGUAUUUUUAUUGAUAGAAUUGUUAUCAUUAAAAAUAUUGUUUGCAGCGCGUAUAAUUUAGAUUUUGUGAAAAUUGAAAUUUCGUCUCCUUGACAAGCUUUUGUAAGCCUCUUAAUCCCGAGGGUUUGUGUUUAUAAGUUUAGAAAAUGUAUUUUAGACACUUUUUGUAAUGUGAAAGGAAAAAUACUUCAACUGUUUUGUUAGUUUUUUAUUUUACGAGUUAUGUUUUAGGAUUUGUAAAUAUUUAUUUUGUAUCACUCAUGUGUAACAGAAAAUACGUUUAUGAAAAUUAUAGAUUAUUAACUAGGUUGUAAUAUAUUUUAGUUUUAAAUACAAUUUUUGGAAAGUGUAUACUGCUAUAGACAUCGAUACUGCAGUAUUGGUUUUAUUAAUUCUUAAUUAAUCUUUGUUCAAUAUAAGUGAAUAAAAAACGAACA